Messenger RNA from Danio aesculapii, 3889 nucleotides. RefSeq names its product inositol polyphosphate-5-phosphatase D (gene inpp5d). NCBI's taxonomy places the organism in Eukaryota, Metazoa, Chordata, Actinopteri, Cypriniformes, Danionidae. The record is from RefSeq and is a predicted model, not a curated record. Gene Ontology annotation, molecular function: phosphatase activity. Gene Ontology annotation, biological process: phosphatidylinositol dephosphorylation. The transcript has 27 exons. Bases 203 to 3532 code for a protein of 1109 amino acids.
UGCAGCUUUCGCCCCUCUAACAGGAAGAGAGAGAAACAGCGAGCCUACAGCCAGACAGAGCAGGAGCGGCUAUUAGUUUUAAGAGCGAUGUGAAGCAGAUUGAGACUCUCUGAAUCUGCCCUCAUGCUGAUCUCCUGCUGAAGAGCACUGGGGACCAAAUAACCUGGGUUAGGAACCGAGGAACACACAAGUCUUGGAAAGGAUGUUUUCCCCCCAGCCGUGGCACCAUGGCAAUAUCACUCGGUCUACAGCAGAGGACCUCCUCUCCAAAGCAGGCAAGGAUGGUAGCUUCCUCCUGCGGGACAGCGAAUCCAUACAGGGAGCUUAUGCCCUCUGUGUUCUGUACCAGAACUGUGUGUAUACCUACAGAAUAUUACCAAACGAUGACAAAAAACUAUCAGUCCAGGCAUCAGAAGGAGUGCCUAUUCGGUUCUUUUCUGCUCUGCCAGACCUGGUGGAGGCGUAUUAUAAGGAGAACAUGGGUCUGAUCACACAUCUUCAGUAUGCAGUGCAGAAGGAGGAGGAGCCGCCAGAGGAGGAACCAGAGCCUCUUAGUUUGCCACCUCAGCUGCCACCCAGGAAUAUCUUCAGUAAUGACAGUAAGGAGAGUCACAGUGACCCACCCAGAGGGACUGAUAGGGGGACAGAACCUACACGUCCCUCCAUCUCAGACACCUACUUCCAGCGCUUGCAGCAAAUCGACAUAUCCAAUCUACCAGAAGACCAUCAGAAAUCCAUCCAGGAUUAUUUCCGAGCAUCUGUUUGCCUAGAUGCAGAACAGGUCCAGAAUGGGAACCUGACUCUCCCUCACUUUAAAAAGCUCACACAGAGCAUCUGCAAAAACCUAAACAGUGAAAUUGCUCGAACACUUCCGAGUUUUGAGGCACUUCAGAAAGUUUUGGAUCAACCACUGUCUCCUGGAGCUGGGAGGUUAAGAACUCAGCUCUCUGCUGAUGCAAAUCCAUCCGUGGCUUUCAGACUGGAGCAACUGACUAAGCUUAUACAAUCAAUAGAAGACAAGACCAAGAAUGCUGUGUUCGAAUUUUCGGGAUAUGAUGGAGGCCACAGAAAUUCACUUAUUCCUCCUGUGACGUUUGAAGUAAAAAGUGACUCCCUUGGUAUUUCGAACAAAAUGUACCUCAAAGUAGACGUGGAAGGUGGCAAGGUUUACUUCAAGAAGUCCAAAGAUGGACCUGAGGAUAAAUAUUUUGUGCACAAUAAAAUCUUGCAGUUGGUGAAGUCACAGAAGAUGCACAACAGACUAGUAUUGGUGGUAGAGACAGAGAAAGGCAAAACUCAGAGCAAAGACUUUGUCUUUGAUGACACAAAGAAGAGAGAAGGCUUUUGCCAGCUUCUUCAGCAGAUGAAGAAUAAGCACUCAGGAAAACCUGAGCCGGAUAUGAUCACCAUCUUUGUUGGCACUUGGAACAUGGGAAAUGCUAAUCCACCACAAAACAUCACUUCUUGGUUCCAGUCAAGGGGUCAGGGGAAAACCCACGAUGACACAGCCAAUCAAAUCCCACAUGACAUCUAUGUAAUUGGGACACAGGAGGACCCGCUGGGUGAGAAAGAGUGGAUUGAGACAAUUAGAGGAGCCCUUAGAGAUAUAACCAACAUUAGCUUCAAACAAAUCGCAACUCAGACACUGUGGAGCAUCAGAAUUGUGGUUCUAGCAAAGCCGGAACACGAGAACCGCUUCUCUCACAUCUUCUCUGAUAGUGUUAAAACUGGAAUAGCCAACGCUCUAGGAAAUAAAGGAGCAGUGGGGGUCUCUUUUAUGUUUAACAGAACCUCCUUUGGAUUUGUCAACAGUCACCUGACCUCAGGAAGUGAAAAGAAACUGAGGCGAAACCAGAACUACGUUAGUAUUCUGCGCUUUCUAAAUCUGGGCGAUAAGAAAGUUAAUCCUUUUGACAUCACACAUCGCUUCACACACCUCUUCUGGCUGGGGGAUCUGAAUUAUAGGGUUGACCUUCCAUCAAACGAAGCAGAGAACAUUGUGAUGAAGAUCAAACAGCAACAGUAUCAGGAGCUGCUGGCUCGAGAUCAGCUGAACAUAGAGAGAGGAGAGGAUAAAGUCUUCUUAGAAUAUGUGGAGGAGGAGAUUACAUUUGCCCCCACUUAUCGUUUUGAGAGAGACACACGGGAGAGAUAUGCCUACACUAAAGCCAAGGCCACAGGGACAAAAUACAACUUGCCCUCGUGGUGUGAUCGUGUGCUUCGCAAGUCCUACCCUUGGGUGCAUGUGGUUUGCAACUCAUAUGGAUGCACCAAUGAUAUCAUGACAAGUGACCACUCGCCUGUAUUUGCCACUUUUGACGUUGGCGUGACCUCUCAGUUUGUUUCAAAGAAUGAUCUUUCAAAGGAUGCUCAGGGUGCUAUUAAAAUCUUGAAUUGUGUGGCUGUCCUUUGUACUAAAUCAAAGACCAAGUUCUUCAUCGAGUAUCACUCAAGCUGCUUGGAGAAGUUUGUGAGGAGUCCUGAUGGUGAAAACCAAGAGAUGAAGGAGGGCUCGAUAAAAGUGCGAUUUGCAGGACAAGUUGAGCUCACACCCAUCAUUGCAGAUCCAGAAUACCUCCUUGAUCAGCACAUCCUCAUCUGCAUUAAAUCCACAGAUUCUGAUGAGUCAUAUGGUGAAGGCUGUGUGGCGCUACGUUCUGCUGAAAGCUCUUACACUGAAUUCAGCAUCAAACUUACACACCAUGGUGAGUGCACAGGCUGGCUAACAGGAGCCAUUCAACUGCCCAAAUCUGAAGGAAAACAGACAGAGAAACUGUAUGAUUUCAUUAAAGUCGGAGAUGACCCAGGAGCUGGAAAAGGAAAAGCAGGAGAUAAUACCAAAAUGUCUUCUUCAGUUCUCGCCACUGAUAUCAGUAACCCUAAUUAUAUGGGUGUAGGCUAUAAGAGCAAUAUCCAGGCCUCUGGCAGCAUUAUUUGCCAAAGAACAGGGGCAUCAAAGGACAUGACACAUGGCAAUAUCUCUCCGAAAAAGACGAGUUAUGAUCAUGCUACAUCCAGUCCAACUGCAAAGACAUCAAACCCUAUACCUGAGGACGGUCAACCCCCAGAGAUGUUUGACAAUCCUCUUUAUGGCUCAAUGAGUGGAUCCAGAGGAGCGAAGGACCAUCACCCUCCUCCAGAUGCUCUCUUCGCCUUUCCCAAACCUACAGACUUUGAUUCAGAUCGUCAGCCUCCAGUCCCGACCCCUCGCUUUCGCUCAUAUACCUGUUCUGAAACCAAACCCCAGUCAUCUUCAUCCACAAACCUGAGCAUGAGCAGCCUGCUGCCCCAGAGCAUUACCAAGAAGCCUGUGGUGCCUUCACGAUCUGAAGGAGGAAUGAUUGGCCCCAACAGACCUCCGGUGCCAGUGAAAUUCCGUCCUGGUCAGACCCAAGAGCCGCAGACAAAGCCAAGAGACUACAGGGACAGUUCAGAGCUCCCGUCCAAGAUACGACCACAGACCAGAGCAGGACAGACCAAAGAUGUGCACUCUGAGACGCCUCCUCUGAAGAUGGGUCGACAGCUAAAGUGAUGCGCCAUUACUGACUACUGACGGGCCACAACAGGAGAGCUUUCACUGCUGAUCUUCAUCUUUGAUACUUGAGACUCUGCACUGGACAAAAACAUAAGCUUCUUAAUCUCAGAAUACUCGAAUGAAUAAGUGCAUAAACAAUGACAACAAACGCAACCUCUAUAUUGAUUUUAGAAUAAUAAUAAAUGCUUCACAGUUUGAAUAGUCAUAAAUUGAGUAAUCCGUAAUCCUCAAUCCGUAACUUCCAUCAUCAUCAUCAUCAUCUGUUUAAAUGUUACAUUGUUCUUGAAAUAUUUUAUUAAAUAGAGAAGAGUAAAAAGUUGUAAUCUUUUAAUUAAACCAAGUGUUGUACAGUCA